UCAGUUAACUAAAGUCUCCUUGCUACUCUGAAAUCUCGGAAGCGAUCACAUCAAUUCAGGAAUUCUUUCUAUGGGAACACCUGCUGAUUCUAUCACAAUGAAGUGGCUGCUUUAUGUGUCCUUGGUGUGCUUCUCUGCAAUGGCACAGCUGCAUAAAGACCCUGCCCUGGAUCACCACUGGCAGCUCUGGAAGAAAACCUAUGGCAAACAAUACAGACAAAAGAAUGAAGAGGCAGCACGGCGUCUCAUCUGGGAAAAGAAUCUCAAGUUUGUUAUGCUUCACAAUCUGGAGCAUUCAAUGGGAAUGCAUUCAUAUGAUCUAGGCAUGAACCACUUGGGAGACAUGACCAGUGAAGAAGUGGUGUCUUURAUGAGUUCCCUGAAGAUUCCCAGUAACUGGCACAGAAAUGGCACUUACAAGUCAAACCCUAAUCAGAAAUUGCCAGAGUCUUUCGACUGGAGAGAGAAGGGGUGUGUGACUGAAGUCAAAUCCCAGGGUUCCUGUGGUGCUUGCUGGGCUUUCAGUGCUGUGGGAGCCCUAGAAGCACAAGUGAAGAUGAAAACAGGAAAUCUGGUCUCUCUCAGUGCCCAGAAUCUGGUGGAUUGUUCAACUGAAAAAUAUGAGAAUAAAGGCUGCAAUGGUGGCUUCAUGACGGAGGCUUUCCAAUACAUCAUUGAUAACAACGGCAUUGAAUCAGAAGCUUCCUAUCCCUACAAGGCCAUGACAAAGGUGCURGCUUAUCAGAGGUUUCUGAGGGAAAUAUGGAUUGGUGCCAAACUUGGCAAGAACCUGACAAAUACAGCACUGAUGGCAAAGAGUGGUGUCUACUAUGACUCAUCCUGUACUCAGAAUGUGAAUCAUGGUGUACUAGUGGUUGGCUAUGGUAACUCUAAUGGGAAAGACUAUUGGCUUGUGAAAAACAGCUGGGGCCUCCACUUUGGUGAAGAAGGAUAUAUUCGGAUGGCAAGAAAUAGUAAAAAUCAUUGUGGGAUUGCCAGUUAUUGCUCUUACCCAGAAAUUUAGAGGACCUCUUCAUUUUAUAACAAGUCAAGAAGAUGAAAUACUUUCUCUUAAUUUUACCUGCUGUAGAAAUAAAGAUGAAAUGUAUCAACAUCAAUAUAUAUUUGCCAUUACUAAUUAGAAAAUAUAGUUUUGCUUUCACUUUAUAAAGCUUUG
Messenger RNA from Urocitellus parryii (Arctic ground squirrel), 1177 nucleotides. NCBI's taxonomy places the organism in Eukaryota, Metazoa, Chordata, Mammalia, Rodentia, Sciuridae. The record is from RefSeq and is a predicted model, not a curated record.